This is a messenger RNA of Aureobasidium namibiae CBS 147.97, 2316 nucleotides long. RefSeq lists its product as uncharacterized. Lineage: Eukaryota; Fungi; Ascomycota; Dothideomycetes; Dothideales; Saccotheciaceae. Gene Ontology annotation, cellular component: nucleus. The record is from RefSeq and is a predicted model, not a curated record. Gene Ontology annotation, biological process: positive regulation of transcription from RNA polymerase II promoter by galactose; DNA-templated transcription. Gene Ontology annotation, molecular function: zinc ion binding; DNA-binding transcription factor activity, RNA polymerase II-specific; RNA polymerase II cis-regulatory region sequence-specific DNA binding. The transcript has 9 exons. Bases 1 to 2316 code for a protein of 771 amino acids.
AUGUUCGGUUCUUUCCAGGCUUCUGGCAGCGAGAACAACACGGAUGCCGCAAAACCACCCAAACCACCAGUGACUCGACGUAUCACGACGAGCAAUGCAUGCGGAUCCUGUAGGCGUAGAAAAAUACGCUGCGAUGGCGCCUCACCUUGUGGCCAGUGUGAGUGCAGGGUACCCACCGAUGCUUGUCAGUACUCGAAGCCACCACCACGUGUUGUGCUGUCCAAGAAGUUGGUGGAAGACUUGUCAUCAUCUGUAGAGCAGUAUCGCUCGGUCUUCGAGCGUCUCUUCCCUGGUAGGAGUGUUGAACAAUUAGUCACCUUAUCCAAGGAGGACCUCAUCGCUGCUAUCGGUAUGUUGCCAGAGGCGAUCGAUCAUCCUACAAAGACAUCGGAGCUUGCCUCUCCAGCAUCUACCCUGGAAUCUGAGGGAGCAGAAAGCCUGGAAACACUGAUACAGGCGCCAGAGCAAGAUCCUGUUGCUGACGAGGCCACGCGACACUCAGCCAGAGUACAAGGUAUUUCUGAUGAUGUCAAUGGACUGUCCUUGUCAUUAGAUAGACCUUCUUCAUAUGUGGGUGUUUCUUCCAUCACAGCGGCUUUGAAAGUCAUCUGCAGAGUCGCUCCUGCGACGCGGAGAUUACUAGCAUCAGGUCAUACAGAAACCGCGUUACCAAGUCGAGCGGACUCGCCGUCAUCGGAUCAUAUCAGCGUAGAUACUGGAUACCUGCCUCCUGCUGAGCUUGGUCAGAUCUUGAUUGAAACAUAUUUCAGCAAGGUUCAUCCGCUUAUGCCAAUGCUAGACGAGCAACAAUUCUGGCAAACUUGGCUAUAUGGAGAGCGCAAAGAUCAUGCUUGGCUGGCUUUGCUCAACACAGUCCUAGCUCUAGGAUCAGUGAUGUUGUCAGACGGUACCAGCAUUGCUCACGAAGCCUACUAUCAACGUGCUAUGCGACUCCUGGAUCUUGACAGCCUUGGUAGCGGUAAUACGCUUGUUGUCCAAGCUUUGGGACUUUUGAGUGGUUACUACCUCCACUAUGUCAGUAGGCCGAAUUUGGCAAACAACCUCAUGGGUGCGACGCUGCGUCAAGCCACCGUAUUAGGCUUGCACAGAGAAUACACUGAUACAAACCCCACCAACGGAAGUCCAACACACAAAGCUAUGUCUGCCGAUGUCAGACGACGGACGUGGUGGAGCUUGUAUGUUCUCGACACCUGGGCGAACACGACCACAGGGAGGCCUUCAUUAGGACAGCCUAGCAAGGGUAUCACAGUUCACGUACCAGAGAUUACAGAUUUUUCGGACCCGGCGAUGAUCAAGUUCAUCCCCUUGGCACAUAACGUCGCAUUCUGUAAAAUCGCUGCUCAGAUUCAAGACGCUCUAUCUGCCACACCACUUCUAGCAUUCGCCGAGCUGAACAGACUCGACAAAGAGCUGCUACAAUGGCAUACUGAUUUACCGCCUGUUCUGAAACGAGACACAUCUUUCGCUUCUGAGAAUCGUCGGUACAAGUCGUCGAACCAGGCAAGAACUCGAGAAAUGCUUGAGACACCAAGCAUUAUUAUGCUCUGGAGAUACCAAAACCUUCGACUGUUGCUCCAUCGCCCGUACGUCCUGGCCGCCGCAUUGCGCGAUGGACAUGAGACCCCGCUCUCGGCAGAAGAGAAAGUAGGUGUUGGUCGAUGUCAGGCUGUUGCAGCUCGAACUAUCACAGACAUCAGUAAUCUGUGCCGUGAAGAUCUGCUUUCUGGCUGGAAUGGCGUCUGGUUCAUGUACCAAGCAGUAAUGGUCCCGCUCGUGUACAAGACCCCUGGGCCCUCUGAUGGAAGCAAUAUGGAAGAGUGGCGAAGUUUGGUCGAGAAAGCUCUACAUUUCUUCACGAGGAUGGAUCGCUGGUCUGCAGCAGCAAAAAAGUCUCAUGAUGUUGUAUCGCGAUUAUACGAAGCCAGUAAGAUUUUGGCGAGCGAAGGAGCCGACCAAAGGCAUCUUACUCAAGUUCAACACAUCCGAGCCAACGAUGAUCCGCUGAGGCUCGGAGCACUUGCUGGCACUGGAGCGGGCCAAACCAACACUUACGAAAAUGCUCAACUGCCCGUUCCGGACUCAGAGAUGCCUGCAGAAGACAUAUGGGGGCUCUCACCGAACGCAGCUGCUGCGAUGAACAAUUUCUGGUUGGACGACAUGAUGUGGGAUGUACCUGUCGAUGACACUGACAUAUUCGGAAACGCUGGAACUGGGUUUACUUACAGCGAGUUCGAUUGGAUGGCUGGAUCGAGCACGCAGGGUCCUGGCGAUCAACACUGGCAGUUUCAGCAAUAA